Colias croceus (clouded yellow) is the source of this 1194-nucleotide messenger RNA. Its product is annotated as craniofacial development protein 2-like. Gene Ontology annotation, cellular component: nucleus. NCBI's taxonomy places the organism in Eukaryota, Metazoa, Arthropoda, Insecta, Lepidoptera, Pieridae. The transcript is spliced from 2 exons. The record is from RefSeq and is a predicted model, not a curated record. Gene Ontology annotation, molecular function: catalytic activity. Bases 1 to 1194 code for a protein of 397 amino acids. Gene Ontology annotation, biological process: chromatin remodeling.
AUGUUUUCAUUUCUUACGGCAGUACUUCUAACUGAUUAUUAUUUAUAUAUUGAUGUCCGAAGAGAGGGGGAGGACACGGUAACCCUGACGUCUGGUAAUUUAUUCUUCUACCGGGAGGGCGACCAAAAAGCCCAAGGUGGAAUAGGGUUUAUCGUUCGCAGACCCCUCAUCAACAACAUCCUAGCCAUCGAAAGUGUGUCGAGCAGGGUAGCGUACCUGAUCCUCAAAAUAUCAGAUAGAUAUUCUUUGAAGGUCAUUCAGGUCUACGCGCCGACCUCGACACACUCCGAUGAAGAUGUGGAGGUAAUGUAUGAGGACAUCAGUAGAGCCAUACACACCUCGAAAACACAUUUCAAUGUUGUGAUGGGGGAUUUCAACGCGAAACUGGGCAAAAGAGGCGAUGAUGAGUUGAGAGUGGGGCAAUUUGGAUUUGGGCAGCGCAACCCGAGGGGUCAGAGGCUCGCUGAGUUUCUGGAAAGAGAAGGACUCUUUAUGAUGAAUUCCUUUUUCCAGAAAUCUCCGCAUAGGAAGUGGACCUGGAUAAGCCCCGACGGUAAAACGAGGAAUGAGAUUGACUUUAUCAUGACAACAAAGAGACAUAUAUUCAAUGAUGUUUCUGUGAUCAACAGGGUGAAAACCGGCAGCGAUCACCGUAUGGUAAGAGGCACAUUGAAUAUAGAUGUAAAACUCGAAAGGUCUCGCUUGAUGAAGUCAACUCUUCGACCGUUCCGCACCCAGAUUCAGAACCCCGAAAGCUUUCAACUCGAGCUCCAAAAUCGCUUCGCUUGCCUAGGCGAUGACGUAUCUGUGGACGAUCUGAACAACAGGCUUAUCGAAACGAUUCGUACGGUAGGGUUGCAUCACUGCAAGAUUCCCCGUAAGAAUCAAUCACAAAAACUUUCCGACCAUACCCUCAAGCUCCUGGCAGAGCGACGCUCUUUGCUACUGAAUACUUCCGAUGAUGCGAAGUCAUAUAGGCAGCUCAAUAGACGAAUUACUAAGUCCUUGCGACACGAUAUCCGCUCCUUCAAUACGAAAAAUAUUGAAGAAGCGAUACAGCGAAAUAAAGGCUCAAAAGUGUUCGCAAGAGAUGGAUCUAUUGGGCAAAGCCGGCUGACUAAGCUGAAGACGGAAAGUGGCAAAAUUGUUUCGUCUCAACCGGAGCUAAUAGGAGAGGUCCUAGAGCCCGACUAA